Molecule: messenger RNA, 2328 nt
Organism: Molossus molossus (Pallas's mastiff bat)
Lineage: Eukaryota; Metazoa; Chordata; Mammalia; Chiroptera; Molossidae
Gene: SLC26A11
Product: solute carrier family 26 member 11
Exons: 17
Coding region: 102-1871 (589 amino acids)
Biological process (GO): transmembrane transport
Cellular component (GO): membrane
Molecular function (GO): secondary active sulfate transmembrane transporter activity
Source: RefSeq, a predicted model, not a curated record
CUUCGGGUGCCGCCGCCGUGGCGACGUCGGGGGUCCGGGAGCUGGGCGCCCGCUGGACAUCUGCGCAGGCGGCGGAACAGGCCACUCCCUGGCCUCCUGGCAUGGCCCCGAGGACCCGCUGCUGCUCCCUCACCACCCUCCGGAGGUGGCUGCCCAUCCUGGCCUGGAUGCCCAACUACUCCCUGCAGUGGCUGAAGAUGGACUGCAUCGCUGGGCUCUCGGUCACGCUCAUGGUCAUUCCCCAGGCGCUGGCCUACGCUGAGGUUGCGGGGCUCCCUCCCCAGUUCGGCCUCUACUCCGCCUUCAUGGGGUGCUUUGUGUAUUUGUUCCUGGGCACCUCCCGGGACGUGACUCUGGGCCCCACGGCCAUCAUGUCCCUCCUGGUCGCCUCCUACACCUUCCGUGAGCCCGCCUACGCCGUGCUGCUGGCCUUCCUGUCGGGCUGCAUCCAGUUAGCCAUGAGGUUCCUGGGCCUGGGGUUCCUGCUGGACUUCAUCUCCUGCCCCGUUAUCAAAGGCUUCACCUCGGCCGCUGCCGUCACCAUCGGCUUCGGGCAGGUCAAGAACCUGCUGGGACUGCAGCACGCCCCUCGACAGUUGUUCCUGCAAGUGUACCACGUCUUCCGUGACAUCGGAAACACCAGGGUGGGCGAUGCCGUGCUGGGGCUGGUUUGCAUGCUGCUGCUGCUGCUGCUGAAACUGCUGCAGGACCACCUGCCACCUGGGCACCACGAGAUGCCCCUCGCUGCGCGGCUCAGCCACGGGCUGCUCUGGACUGUCACGACAGCUCGAAACGCCCUGGUGGUCUCCUUCGCCGCCCUGGCCGCGUACUCCUUCGACGUGACUGGAUACCAGCCCUUCGUCCUGACGGGGAAGAUCGUCGAGGGUCUCCCGUCACUGCGGACCCCUCCCUUCUCGCUGACCACUGCCAACAGGACAGCCUCCUUCACUGACAUGGUCCAGGACAUGGGGGCCGGGCUGGCCGCUGUGCCCCUGAUGGGCCUCCUGGAGAGCAUCGCAGUGGCCAAAUCCUUUGCGUCUCAGAAUAAUUACCGCAUCGACGCCAACCAGGAGCUGCUGUCCAUCGGCCUCACCAACGUUCUGGGCUCCUUCGUGUCCUCCUUCCCGGUCACCGGCAGCUUUGGACGGACGGCCGUGAACGCCCAGUCCGGGGUGUGCACCCCAGCGGGGGGCCUGGUGACAGGGGUUCUGGUGCUGCUGGCACUCGCCUACCUGACCUCGCUCUUCUACUACAUCCCCAAGGCCGCCCUGGCGGCUGUCAUCAUCACGGCCGUGGCCCCCCUGUUCGACACCAAGAUCGUCAGGGCGCUCUGGCGCGUGAAGAGGCUGGACCUGCUGCCCCUCUGCGUCACCUUCCUGUUCUGCCUCUGGGAGGUGCAGUACGGCAUCCUGGCCGGGACGCUGGUGUCCGUGCUGCUGCUGCUGCACGCCGUGGCCAGGCCGCAGAUGCAGGUGUCAGAGCGUCCGGUGUUGGUCCUGCAGCCUGCCAGUGGCCUGCACUUCCCCGCCAUCGAGGCCCUCCGGGAGGCGCUGGUGACCCAGGCUCUGCAAGCGUCCCCGCCACGCUGCGCCAUCCUGGACUGCAGCCACGUCUGCAGCGUCGACUACACUGUGGUACUGGGACUCGGGGAGCUCCUGGGGGACUUCCGCAGGCAGGGCGUCACCCUCGCCUUCGUCGGCCUGCAGGGGCCUGUCCUCCGUGUCCUGCUGUCCGCUGACCUGAAGGGUGUCCAGCACUUCCCCACCCUGGAGGAAGCAGAGAAGCACCUGAGUCAAGAACCGGGGACCCAGCCCUACAACCCCAGUGCCGGUUCCGUCCCGGGGCACAGGGUCGCCCUGCUGAAGGCCUGACUGGGCCACCGAGGGCGGCCGGCGUUUGGAGAGUCUCGCAGGAGGUUCUUGUCAUUGUGAGGCCGGAUGCCACCCUGCCAGGGGGACGAAGGGGGACUCGGACGUGGAAGCUUACUGGCGGGCCUGGCUGGCUCCUCUGGGUGAUUGAUACAUUCCCUCUGGUCUCCUGUGGAGUGAGCGCUUUAUAGAGAGUGCUUUGGAGAGAGCCUUCCAGAAAGACAGAGCGCGGGAGAGGAAGGAGCAGGGUGUCGGCCCAGCACCUUCCCAGGUUGUGGGGAGAGUCGGAGGCGUCUCCCCGGUGGCUCUGACCUCGAUGGUUUCUGUGCUGUUCGGGGAGGAACACUGAGCUGUGCCACACACAGUCUCUGCUAAAGAUAACUUGGUGCUUUUUACAUUUAAAAAAAGGGAUAACCCUGGCCGGUUUGGCUCAGCAGUUAGAGCGUCGGCCUGCGGUCCG